This is a messenger RNA of Fomitopsis serialis, 1685 nucleotides long. RefSeq lists its product as uncharacterized. The coding region runs from base 137 to 1483 and encodes 448 amino acids. Gene Ontology annotation, molecular function: actin filament binding. The transcript has 10 exons. Gene Ontology annotation, biological process: actin filament organization. Lineage: Eukaryota; Fungi; Basidiomycota; Agaricomycetes; Polyporales; Fomitopsidaceae. The record is from RefSeq and is a predicted model, not a curated record.
CUGCUACUCCGUCUACUCACCAUCGCCACCGCGACAUCCGUGCCCACUCUCUUCUCUCUUUGUGCCAGCUCAGCUGUUGGACAGCGCGGUGACACCGACCGCCAAGGACCGCACCAGCAGCCUACCACCGUCCAGGAUGUCUCGUUUCGUCAGGGCAUCCAAGUAUCGUCACGUCUUUGGCCAGCAGGGCAAGAAGGAGUAUGGCAUUGACAAUGUCAAAGUGACCAACAGUGCCUGGGACACCAACCUCAUCGCCGCGUCGUCCCGCUACAUCAGCGUAAACUGGAACGCGUCGGGUGGAGGCGCGUUCGCCAUCCUCCCCCUCCCCUCUCCCUUCGAGCCCCUCCCGCUGGCUUCCCGACCAAGCUCCCCGACCUCGUUCCCCUCGCGCGCUCGCACUCGCCCUGUUCUCGACACCGACUGGUCGCCUUUCAACGAUGCCAUGGUUGCAUCUGCCGGCGAUGACGGUCUCUUCCACCCGACUGCGAACAACGUCCUCGCAAGCACGACCGGCGAUCACGUCCCCAAGGCUGUACUCGGCGGUCAUGGCGACGCGAUUCAGAGCUUGGCCUUCAACCCGAGCGGAACCUCCUCACAUUCUGCACGUGUUGUCUGGAUGGGCGAGCGAGAUAACAUCGCUACGACUGGCUUCAGCAAGAUGAGUGACCGACAAGUCGCCAUCUGGGAGACGGGUGGACUGGGCAACGUCAAGACGACGCGGCUCGACCAAGCGUCGGGCACUCUCAUGCCGUUCUGGUCAGACAACAACAUCCUUUCCUUGCCGCCGUUGACGCCGUUCGCCAGAGAUGGAAACAUCCGUACUACGAAUAGAGUCCGACUGCUGUACGAGCUCGCAGAGUACAAGUCCUCCGACCCGCAGCGCGGCAUGUGCUUCCUGCCGCGGCGCGCCCUCAACAUCUCCGAAUGCGAGAUCGCGCGUGCCUACAAGCUCACCGCCUCCUCAAUAGAGCCCAUCGCCUUCAUCGUCCCCCGAAAGUCCGACUCCUUCCAGUCUGACAUCUACCCGCUCGCGCCGUCCUCCGAGCCCGCGCUCACCGCGGGCGAGUUCUUCAACGGCAAGACCGUCCCGCCGAACCUCGUCAGCCUCGACACGGGCGCGAUCUCCGCGGGCGCGCCGCCCUCCGCCGUGCCCACGCCCGCACCCUCCACACCCGCAAUGACGAGGAGCACCAGUGCGCCGAAUCCCGCGCCUGCGUCCGUGCCGAGCAUCGCGGUGGACACGACGCCCUCGCCGGUGAGCGCGGCCGUGAGGAAACCGGAGCCGAGCCCUGUGGCUGCGACGCCGUUUGAGUCAAGGACGCCCCUGCGGUCGCAGUCGGGAGACGAAUCGCCGCUGAAGGAGGAGAACGCGCGCCUGACGGCGGAGCUGCGCGAGGCGCGGGCGCAGAUCCGGAAUCUGGAGCUGCAGGUGGAGAGCAUCAAGGCGAACGCGCGCAAGGCGGCUGCGCUGCUGGACAGCUGAGCGCGCGAGAUGGGAGAGAUGGGAAGUGCUGGUUGGAAGGAUGGAUGGAGGACUAAAAGCAGAUCGGGGGUGCGUAGUGCGCAUGGUGUGCUUUGGGUUGUACAAGAGUGCGAGCAAUUCCUAUUUCCUUUGCAAUGGUUUGGUGGGUAGUCUGCAGGGGCUGAGAGCUCUAGACGGUCCUUGGAGUGCUGCCUUGAUACUC